Messenger RNA from Phyllopteryx taeniolatus (common seadragon), 1774 nucleotides. Its product is annotated as phospholipid phosphatase 2-like. Gene Ontology annotation, molecular function: phosphatidate phosphatase activity. Lineage: Eukaryota; Metazoa; Chordata; Actinopteri; Syngnathiformes; Syngnathidae. The coding region runs from base 551 to 1369 and encodes 272 amino acids. The record is from RefSeq and is a predicted model, not a curated record. Gene Ontology annotation, biological process: signal transduction; phospholipid metabolic process; phospholipid dephosphorylation. The transcript is spliced from 6 exons.
CGACAUUGGUGUCACACCUGUGGUCGAAGAAGACAAUAAAAAAAAAUGGCCGCCUCUCUCAAAUAAUUUUGUCCGGAUUUGUUGUAAAAUAGUUUUUUUUUUUUACUUGUUUUUGUGUUUGUACCUUAACUUUGAUGUAGCGCACAUUUAUCCAGGUCGAGGUGAGAACAUAACAAUAGAAUACGUAAUUAACAACAAGCUAGCCACUUUUUACGGACGGUAGCGCGAAGACAAGAAAAGGGUAAUAUUUGUUUUUCUGUCUACUUCACCUGGAGGACCUUUUACUAUCAAAUAAAUGACGAGGGUGUCGUGAGAGGCGGUAUCUACCCGCUCCCUCCGCCAGGUGGUGGUGGAAGGGAGGCUGGGCAAAGCCUCCUCCCCGAGUCCCAGCUCCUCCUGACUGACGCCCGGCGCGUCACGCUGCCCACCAGCCCACCUUUUGGAAGUUCCACAGGAGCACGGCAGGUACGCCGAGGGGUCGGCCGGAAGACGCGGCACCGCUCAGCGUCAAGUUUGCGGUUAUUUUUACGACGACAAAUCGGGGCCAAACAUGACGGAGCAAGGGAAGAAGGUAAUUCUGCUGGUGGUGGAUGUUCUCUGCGUCUUCAUCGCGGCGCUGCCCUCAGCCAUCCUGACGCUGAUGUUCAGCCCCUACCAGAGAGGCAUCUACUGCGACGACAAGAGCAUCAACUACCCCUACAGGAGAGACACCAUCUCUCAUGGAGCCAUGGCCGCCGUCACCAUCACCAGUUCCAUAGUCAUUAUCACAACCGGCGAGGCCUACCUGGUGCAUACCAAGCGUCUGCACUCCAACUCCCAGUUCAACCAGUACCUGUCGGCGCUCUACAAGGUGGUGGGCACCUUCCUGUUCGGGGCUGCCGUCAGCCAGUCGCUCACCGACCUGGCGAAGUUCACCAUCGGACGGCCCAGACCCAACUUCUUGGCUGUGUGCGCCCCCGCCAGCUGCAGCGGGUAUGUGCUGCACAUCAACUGCACCGGCAGCUUGCGCAACGUCACCGAGUCCAGGUUGUCCUUCUACUCGGGCCACUCGUCGUUCGGCAUGUACUGCAUGCUCUUCCUGUCGCUGUACGUUCAGGCCCGCAUGCAAGGCAAGUGGACGCGUCUGGUGCGUCCCACAAUCCAGUUUUUCCUGGUGGCCUUCUCCUUGUACGUGGGUUACACGCGCGUCUCCGACUACAAGCACCACUGGAGCGACGUGCUGGUGGGACUCCUGCAGGGGGCGCUCAUUGCGGUUCUCACUCGUGGCGAGCCGGCGUGCACGCGGACGGACGCGGUCGACGGCGAGCGUCUGGAGCGCAAACCCAGCACGCAGCGCACCAACCACUACAACUAUUCGCCACCUGUAUGACACGCCCGCACGCAGACACCGAUGCCAUUUCAUGUCCGGAAGCACUAACUGGGACUUCAAAUCCCCUCCACAAACAACACACUUGUAUAUCUAGAAAUACAGUAUAAAGUCAAAUGUACAUGUAUCGUCUCAAUAUGUGCAAUGAUGCAAUAUUUUUGUUAUGGUUUGUUUGGAGCGUUGAUGCUGUGACUUGAUGGGGGGGAAAAUGUGUGAAAAAUUCAAACAAACCUUUUUUUAUUUUUGGGAUAAGACUGUUGCUGCUUUACCACUAAAAUUUUUACAUUUUACAAGGAGACCACUCACUGCUUGAGCUAACACAUUUUUAUUACAGUAUUGGUUUUUUGUUUUUUUUAUCCAUGACUACUGUACCUUAUCUAAUAAACUGUGCUGUUAUUUUUAACAAUG